This is a messenger RNA of Iphiclides podalirius (scarce swallowtail), 330 nucleotides long. The record is from the annotation of a GenBank genome assembly. NCBI's taxonomy places the organism in Eukaryota, Metazoa, Arthropoda, Insecta, Lepidoptera, Papilionidae.
AUGCUAAUGAAGACCGUAUGGACAAUCCAGGCUCCUGCUUUAUGGUACGCCAGCUCGACCGGGAAGUAUGACGACCUUACAGAAUAUCGUCCUCACGAAAUCGACACGCGGUCAUGUGGCGACCCCAUAAGGAGCACCGAGUUGGGCGGAUGUAGCGCGUCUGCACCGCUCACAUGGGCUGCAGGCGCGCUAAGGCGUCCCAUACCGUUCCCACAGACGCCAUGCGCUACCACUCAAGGUUGCGAAUCCGACAAAAACUCGAACCACGCUGGAGCAAACUCGGUCGGCCGGCUUCAUUGCUACGAAGCGUCGCGCUCGCUUAUCCACUUG